Molecule: messenger RNA, 3917 nt
Organism: Hevea brasiliensis (rubber tree)
Lineage: Eukaryota; Viridiplantae; Streptophyta; Magnoliopsida; Malpighiales; Euphorbiaceae
Product: auxilin-related protein 2
Exons: 8
Coding region: 419-3388 (989 amino acids)
Biological process (GO): clathrin coat disassembly; clathrin-dependent endocytosis
Cellular component (GO): intracellular membrane-bounded organelle; cytoplasm; vesicle
Molecular function (GO): clathrin binding
Source: RefSeq, a predicted model, not a curated record
CAAAAAGGACACGUAAAAUAAAACGCAAUUUCAGACUCGGCUACGCAGAGAAACAAAGCGAGAGUCGGAGGGAAAGAAAGAAAGAGGGAGGAAGACGAAGAACAACAAGAAGCUGCGCCUGCAGAACUCCAUUUAAGAUUUGGUCCUCUCUUCCUCUCCACUCUCUCAACCAAAUUUAAAAAAAAAGAAACGAAGUUAAAUAUUUUUGGGUUUCCCUCUUUGACAUCUUAGUUUUGCAAUAAUUGACCAAUCACCCUCUAAUUUUGGUUUUCUUUUCUUUUAUAUCACCACUUUCCUCCCAUGAUUUCAUCAUUUAGCAUUUGAGCUCCUUUUGUUUUCCCUUGUUAGAUCUAAAAGAUUUUCAACCACCCACUCGCCUGGCCGACCGACCAGAUCCGCCGUCGGUUAAUUCAAAUCUAUGGAUGAUUUUCCUGGUCUAUUGGACCAGGACUUCGGUUUCAAACCCCAGGGUAAAUCCGCCCCUAUGGCUUCAUCUCGUAAUUCCAACACUAACACCUUCUCCUCUGUCAAUUUCGGCCUCGGAUCCGCUGCUCCUGCUUCUCACUAUCGAUCUUCCUCUGCCACCCUCGAUUCUGCUCCUAUUUUCGAUGAUCACGGUCACGAUCGUGGUGGCGGCGGGAGUGAUGGUCUCUUGUUCAACGACGUCUUUGGGGGCCCGCCUAAGUAUGCGGAAUCGCGUGGCGGCGGUGAUGGAGGAAUUAAAUCGUCGUCUUCUGCAUUUGAUUAUGACUCCAUUUUCAAGGACCAGAAUGCGAAAUCCGGGUCUUUGCCGGUUUUUGAUAAGCCAGUUUAUGAUGAUGAUAUUUUCGAUGGAUUGCCUGGCCUGAAGAGUUCGUCUGUGGGUCCUCAAUCGGCUAAUUUUGAUGAUGUGUUUUCUUCGAUCGGCACUGCUUCUUCGACCAAGCGUAGGGCGCAAAACAACAGCUUGCCAUUUGAUGAUCUGUUGGGGAAUUUAGGUAAAAAGGAGAACGAAUCGAGGAGAGAGACUCCCAAAAUGGAGAAGGAUUCAGCUGCUUUUGAUGAUUUGCUUCCUGGUUUUGGUCGCAGUAGCUCCCCUAGUAUUAGCAGGUUAACUUCAGAGUCUAGUCGGUCCCAGAAACCAUCUGCAAAUUCGGCCAGGAAAGCCUCCAUUAUGAUGGAUGACCCUUUUGUGGUGUUAGAGUCAACUUCAACUCCUGCAGCUUCAUCCUCGAGGUUGUAUGUAGACCCUUUGGAAGAAAUUAGUAAAUUCAGUAGCUCUGGAAACACAAAGGUUGAUAAUUCAUCUGUAAAUAGGGGAGUAUUUGAUGAUGUAGACUCCUUUGAUAGCCUUGGAAAACCUGUACCUCCAGUUUCACCUGUAGUCAACAUGAGAGGAAAAGAUAGGAGCCCUCUUAGAACUGGACCAAGCAUGGGUGGCACUUAUUCACCUGCUAGCGAAGAUCCAGUUGACGAAUAUCCUGUGGACGAAGCUGAAGGCCACUCACAGAAGAAGAUGUCUAAUGAUGAUUUCCAUGAAUCACAUGAAACCUUGUUCGAUGUGCCUCGUGUUGGUCAAAAUGUCUCAUCACCUUCAUAUGUGAAUGGCAGUUCUAAUGGGGUAAAUUCACCUCCGAGAUAUGAAGAUAUUUCAGAAUCACCUGAUGAUGUGUGGCUUACUGUAUCUGAAGUUCCUCUUUUUACGCAACCAACAAAUGCUCCACCUCCUUCAAGACCCCCACCUCCUAGACCACCUCGGAUUUCAAAGGUAGAGACAGGUUCUUUUUCAUCAACAAACUCAAGAAUGAAGGUUAAUGAAUAUUCUACUUCAUACUCUCAGAGCCCCAGGUCAGCUCAUGCAACAAGGAGCUCAGUGGCAUCUCAAAUAGAUGAACUUGAAGAUUUUGCAAUGGGUAGUACCCGAAGCAAUGUUAGUGAACAUGCUGAUGUUCUUUAUGGGGAAGAUGUGGAUGCAAAUGCAUCUUCUGCUGCAGCAUCUGCUGCUGCCAUGAAGGAGGCCAUGGAUAAAGCAGAGGCUAAAUUCAGGCAGAUGAGAGAGAGGGAGUAUCUAAAGGCUGCUAGAAGUAGAGAAACUAGUCAAGUAGAUAAAGACAUGCAAGAAGCUCAGCAGAGAGAAUUAAAAGAAAGGCAAGAGAGGCAACAGAGGGAAAGGGAGGAGGAAGAGAGAGAACAAAGGAGACUUGAGGAAGAGAGAGAACAAAGGAGACUUGAGAAAGAGAGGGAAAGAGAGGAGAAAGAAAGAGAGCAGAGGAGGCUUGAGAGAGAGAGAGACCGAGCAAGGGAGAUUGAGAGAGAGAGGGAAAAGGGUAGACAAGCAGUUGAAAGGGCUACUAGGGAGGCACGUGAAAGAGCAGCUGCCGAAGCACGCCUAAAAGCUGAAAGAGCUGCUGUAGAAAAAGCAGCUGCUGAAGCUCGAGAGAGAGCAGAAAGGGCUGCAGUUCAGAGAGCACAAGCUGAAGCCCGUGAAAGGGCUGCUGCAGAGGCAAGAGAAAGAGCAGAAAAAGCUGCUGCAGAAGCACGGGAAAGGGCAAAUGCAGAAGCAAGAGAGAGAGCUGCAGUUGCAAGGGCUGAAGCUGAUGCUAGACAGAGAGCUGAACGAGCUGCUGUUGAAAGAGCUGCUGCAGAGGCUCGAGAAAGGGCUGCUGCAGAUGCUCGAGAAAGGGCUGCUGCUGCAUCUAGAGCAAACCAACAAAAGACAGAUGCCCAACAGAGGAAUGACAAUGAUCUUGAAUCAUUCUUCAGUUCUCAAGCAAGCAGUGCUCCAAGGCCUAGGGCUACUUCUUCGGAUCCUUUCUUUGAUACCCAGAAUAGGGGAGGGUCUGAAGCUGCCAGAAGGACACCUGUUGGAGUUACGUCAAGCAUGAAGAAAGCAUCUUCAACUGCAAAUAUUGAAGAUGAUCUAUCUUUGAUUUUUGGAGCUACUGGAACGUCGGGAGAGUUCCAACAGUUUGAAGGAGAAACUGAAGAGAGGCGAAGAGCUAGGUUGGAACGUCACCAGAGGACUCAGGAACGUGCGGCAAAAGCGCUGGCUGAGAAGAAUCAACGGGACCUUCAAGCUCAGAGGGAACAAGCAGAGAGACAUAGGAUUGCUGAAACACUUGAUGUUGAGAUCAAGCGAUGGGCUGCAGGGAAAGAGGGGAAUCUACGUGCUCUUCUAUCAACGUUGCAAUAUGUGCUAUGGCCUGAAUGCGGUUGGCAGCCUGUUUCCUUGACCGAUUUGAUUACUGCUGCUGCUGUUAAGAAAGUUUAUAGAAAGGCAACUUUGUGCAUCCAUCCUGAUAAAGUCCAACAAAAGGGUGCCAAUCUUCAACAAAAAUAUAUUGCUGAGAAGGUGUUUGACUUGCUGAAGGAAGCAUGGAACAAGUUCAAUUCUGAAGAGCUAUUUUGAAUUUCUAUGGUGAUAUUUUGCUCCAAACCAUUUGAUUUGGCAAUUACACUAUUCAUUGGGAGUACAAAUGCACAACUGUUCAAGCAAAGAUGUAUUCUCGUAUCUGCUGCAGUUGGUGUUGCGUUGUAUCACUGAUAAAAGCGCCAAUUGGAGACUUUUCAUUUGGAACUGCUGAGAUGCCUGAAGGGUGAAGUAGUCUCCUGUUAUUCAGGUGGCUGUAAAGUGACGUUCCUCCAAGCAUAUUGGCACCUGAAAAAUUGGAAAUGCUUCGUGUAGAGUAUUGUCCUGCCUACCCCUUUUGCCUUUGCAUUAGAUGACGGGGUCCUUUUUUUGGGUUAAUUCUUUUCUAUAUAUAUAUAUAUAUAUAUAUGUUUUCUUUGGAUUUUUCGUUUUGGUGGCAGAACAUGAUAUUUUGAGUGGAUACAAAAUAUGUUACUGAUGUCCAAAUGACCAUACUUGGCGUUGUAUGAUGGUUGGGCUGUUAAACUCUGUGCCGUACGUUUCAUACAUAAAUAUAUUUUUUCUGUAA